UUGACAAUAUCUAAGUUAAAAUAAAAUCAUAAUUUCAACUGUUAUGUAUAGUUGAAUGAGCCAUGUAAAUUUAGAGCGCCACAAAAUGCUCGGGACGCUUAUUUUCUUUCUUUCAACAUGGCGUCGGACGAUGAUAAUAUUAUGGAAGAGUUAAUUGAAGUAGAAGUUUUGUUGGAUCGGGAUCUUAUAGAUUUGCUAAAAUCAUUUCAACUUUCGGAUUUGGCUAUUGAACAGUUUGUCACAAAUGGCUACGAUACCGCUUCAUUGAAACUAAUUGAACGAGAGGAAGUGGAGGCCUUGCUUCCGCAGCCAUUACUAGCGGACAGAACAAAAUCCAUUGAUGGACUGAAUAAAUGGCGAAUAUCUCAAGGUCUACGGCCGGUCACACAACCUCUAAAAGCAAAUAAUCUGCCCAAUAAUUCAGCAACAAACGAAUCGUCUUUGAGAACUCCACUGGGAGUACGAUUGAGAGAUCAAUGGACGUCCCAGAAACUAAUCUGCCGGUCCAAAAAAGGAAAACAAAUAUUGGAGAACUUCAAAACCACUAACAUUCUGCCCAAAAAGGAUCGGAUUCUCAUCACUCAUCUCAUUGUCGAUGAAUUUGCUGACGAAUUUGGCAAGCUAACCCGAGAAGAGCUUGUUAGAAGAUCAGCGGAGUUAGCAGUUUUAUUUCCGACAAUCGAGCAGAACAUUUGGUACCAACCUUCGUUUUACCGUGACGCAAGUGGCAAGAAAAUAAAAACGGGCCGUGUUGCAAAAGGUUGUUUAUACGACCGAAAUAACAAUUAUCAGGCGGGAGGCUACAGAACCAAGCAGGCACCGGAGUCCGUUAAAAACGAAAAUUCAGAUCAACAGCUGGAUAUUACCAUCACUGAAGACGCAGUAACUGCAUACGAUGAAACCAAGAGAUGGUUUAAACAUCAUCACGAUGAAUGGGAAGAAGUUAAGAAGCGCUGGGAAUCAACAAGCGUAGUUCGUUUGCAUGAAAUAGGUAAACAGAAGCCUACGUCGUUGCAGUGUAUUUUUGAAGAGUAUCCUGUGCUCCGAACUAGUGAAGGCUACCAGCUGGUAAAAGUAGAUUUCAACCAGAAACAUCCCGAGAAAGCUGAUCUACUGUUCAACCGUUUUGGAGACUUUCGCAAUCGUGCACAAGUUGUUUUCAAAAGUGAAGUAUCUCCACAAUGCAAGCCUCUAUGCGACUUUUUGCAAGAAGAUUUGUCCGAUGAUUCUCGUGACUGUAUCACAACGCUGCUCAUCUUCUACAUUUGGCCGAGCACGUUUAUGCGUCUUCCGAAUGGAACGAAGUGGAAGCCAUCACUCCGGGAAGUCUGUGAUAGCACCAUAAUCUUCUUGAAUUCGUUGACCGAGUACGAGACGGAGCUUACCCGACUUAGCAAGCAAAAUAAAAAGAGAGGACUGCCGGAUUAUCCCGUUGUUGUAGUGGUCGGCGAAGGUAUCACUAUUGCCAACCAGUUUUUGGUUUGUUUCAAGGAUAUUUCCUACAAAGCAGAAACCUUCCUGAAAGCUGUGGACAUCACUUUCAAAAUAUACAAAGCUUAUGGAAUAAAUUUUCCAUUGGAAGCAACGGGGCCUUGGCAGUUUAUUGCGAGUUAUAUAUACGAUUUUGAACUUCCGGAAGAUCGUCAUAAGGCCAGAAUCCUAACACUUAUGUCAACCCUUCGUAAUCAACUAACUUCAGAAUGAUUGCAUGUUUUAUUCCCGGCUGCAGAUGGAAGACGACGUGCCCAACACUCUUCGGGCUGCAUCUACGACGACUCCAUGAGCCGAUUGACGUUUAUACCUGCUCGGAACCAAAUUGCGGAAGAAGAUUUAGUGUGAGAUGUUCGUUUAUUGCUCACAUUAAGAAACAUGCAAGAAAUGAUUUAGUUGACGUUGAAAGUAGAAUAGGUAGAGAACAAAAUACGACUGCAAGUGAACUGUGUUUAAUAGAUGGAAGAGCAAAAAACGAUUAUUUUGAUUCUAAUGAUUGUACUACGAAGAAAGAAGAAACGACUAGUACCAAACA
Molecule: messenger RNA, 2026 nt
Organism: Ochlerotatus camptorhynchus
Lineage: Eukaryota; Metazoa; Arthropoda; Insecta; Diptera; Culicidae
Exons: 6
Coding region: 118-1704 (528 amino acids)
Source: RefSeq, a predicted model, not a curated record